AUGCUGAAUAUAGAAACCCUUAAAGUUUGUUUUAGAGAUGAAUUUUACAUCAUUUCUCCAGUUCCCCUAACUCUUUCAGAGCUUAUUGAAUCAAUCAAAGAGCAAGUACAAAGCGUUUCCUCUGUUCCAAUUAUUUAUUAUUUUGAUAAAGACAACGAUAAAAUUCGUCUCACAACACAAAAAGCCUACAAUUUUUUCCUAAAUUCCUUCAAAAAUCAAUCAGCAGUAAAGCUUUAUAUUGAAGACCCUAAAAAGACCACAGAAAAUAUUCCAUUACUUCCUUUAAAACGCGAAAUAAAGGAAGAAUACUCGUCAUCAUCAGGCACAGCUUCUAAGAGAAAAAGGAAUCGAGAUCCCUCAAGAAAAAAGCGAGCUCCUCCAAGCCUCAAGCUCCCAUUGUAUUAUGACGAAAAAUUAAUGCCUUCUGCAAAAAGCAGCACUGAGCCAGUAAAAGAAGAGCCGAAAACGGUCCUAACUUCUUCAGCUGAAAUUGAAGCAAACCAAUUUAUUCUUGAUUGCAAAGGAAAAUCAAAAAGCCCUAAUUGGUCCAAUUAUGUUAUGCCUACAGCUUUUCUGAAAGUUGUAUCAGUAAGUAUUUUUCAAACUGCCCAGCUUUAUGGCACUUUGGCAGCUUCAAUCAGUUACAGGGUGCCUGUUGAGUUAAGUAUCCAUUUUUUAUAUGAAUCUCGAGUCUAUAUAGAAAGCGAUAAAGAAAGAUUAAAAUUCAAAAAAUAUGUAGAAUGCUUUCAGCCAAAUAGAAGCAGCAAAUUUACACCUAAGUUCUGCAAUUCUAUAAUCCAAAGUUUAAAAUCUGAAAGUUCUGCUGAAGACCAUGUUUUAAAUACUUAUAAUAUUGAUGCAAACACAUUAAAUUUAUGAAAAAAAAUAUUUAAAAAGCCUAAAAAACCCUAUUUUUCGUCGGAUCCUUAUCCGAGGAAUUUUAGGAUUCAGCUGGUUAGGGAUUAUUUAGAAGGGAACUAUGAGGAUGAAAGCGUCAAAAUAAUAUGAAAUGUGGAUAGAGAAAUGAUUGAAAAUUGAAUUUAUACAGAAUUAGAUGAAAAAGAUGAGCCGAUUUCGAUGGAAAGAAAGAAAAGGUUUAAUAGGGCUGAUAAAGAAGAGAUUGUGGAGAAAUAUAAGCAGAAGAAACUAAGCCUCACUGAGAUUAAACAGAUUUAUGGAGUUGGGCAAAAAGAUUUGAACAAAUGGAUCAAAACUACAAAUAAUGGAUUCCCACUGAGAGAUCCAUAUACUUCCCAUAAGCCUUCUGAAGAGUUGGAAAAAGCAUACAGACUAUUAGAAUUCGCACAAUAG
Blepharisma stoltei is the source of this 1311-nucleotide messenger RNA. The record is from the annotation of a GenBank genome assembly. Lineage: Eukaryota; Ciliophora; Heterotrichea; Heterotrichida; Blepharismidae.